UUGUGAGAAAGAACCUCACUAUAACAGCCGCCAUGUUUCCGAUCCCCAUGCAGUGAAAGUGUCAAUGAGAUGUUUAGUUUUAUAAGUGUUACGUUUUUAAUAGUUUCAACGUUUUAACCGUUUUAAACGCGAAAUGGCCACCGAGAACGAUCUUAGUUUCGGCAAUGAAAGUGUUUCGCCGGAGGAAUCCGCAUCUAAUAAGUCUUUCGUUAAGAAAGUAACAUCGCGAGUUUCGGGCUUUUUACCAUCAUCUCUAAGCAAGUGGUUUGCCGGUACAGAAUCUACAGUAGUAAGACCACGCGAUGAAACGGACGAUGACGACGAAACCCUCCGCAUUCAACCACCUACGAAAAAAGCGAAAACCAACGAGCCAGCUAUGUCUUCAAUGGCAACGUCUCUUUACAAAAACAACCAUCGCAACGCCCGACAUUUAUUCGUAGCGCCUAGAGCUGAAAUCGAUCGCACUAAGAACAACAAUAACAAUAAUAAUGCGAAUUGCAUAAAGUUUCCCGAACCCGUUGCCGGUCCUUCAGGGUAUUCCAUGGCUAAGACGAAUACACCGACGGCGACUAAAGCCUCCUUGAACAUGAGUACAAUAAAAACAACUUCUGGCGAGGUGCGGAACUAUGACUAUAAUUCGGAUAGUGGCGAGUCUACUAGUGGAUAUUCGUCUAUGAGGGUGGGUAGUAAGGAAAUGGUUGCUGAGAGCAGUGAAUAUGUUAAGAAGAAAACUAUGAUAUCACCAGAAAAGUGUAAAACGUUAUUUAAUACACCAUCAAAAUCAGAUAGAUCACUAUUUGGUGAUCGAACAAUCAGCCCAGAUAUGAAUACAUCUUUAAGUACGAGACAACCGACUUUUAAUAGUACCGCGUUUGCCGGUACAGCGAAUUUCGUCGAUCGCACACUUUCUAGCAAGCGGAUUUUGGAUUCGCCAUUUUAUAGCGGACGCACAACUUACGGAGGAGCCUCAGCGUAUGGACGGCGGAUGGCCGAUAGAUCUCACGAUAGUAGCAGUGCAAUAGUUAGAAACAGCAUUCAAAUUAAACCGGUUAAUGAGAAAAAAUCGGAAAGUACAUCUCUUAGUAAAACCGCUAAAAGGAUAUUAGACACUCUAGAACAGUACACGGCGCCGGCAGAAGAUGCGAAAAAAAUACCAAAUCCGCCGAAAAAUCCUGCGAGGUAUACGAAUAUGAAUCAUCCUUACGCGAUUCGAGAAACAAAGGUCCCGUCCAAUAGAGAAUUGCAAGUUCCUACAGUUCCUGACUUACUAAAAAUGAAACUAAAGGAAAAAAUGCAAAACACUACGGUAUCAGUUAGGAAAAUAGCUAAUUCAUCAAAGUGUUCAUUAAACACUGAAGAAUAUAAAAUUGUGACAUUAGACGAGGAUAAUACCUCGAAACAUAUGAAUAAAAUGAAAAACAAAAUUAGUUCCGUACGAGAAUCGAAACCGGAAUUAAAUGAAACGGUUAAAGAAGUAAAGUUACCCGAUGUAAAAUUACCUAUUACAACUUUACCAGUCUUUAAUUUUUCAAUUCCCGCACCACCAUCUGCUUCUAGUAGCAAUAUUUCUAAACCUACUGAAACAAUUUCUUCCACUACUAUGACAGUAAAAACCACCAAGAAGAUUACUGAUAAAAGUAUAGAAAUUAAGAAAAUUGAAGAGGUUGUUAAAGAGACUGCAAAAAAGGACAAUAACAGAACGGAACAAAACACAUCGAAAAGUGAUAAAAAAGAAUUCAUUAAACAGACAGAAUAUGUAUUUUCCAAUCCUAGGAUAUUAUCAGAAAAAGAUGGUGAAUGCAAAGUGUGCUUGGUUAGAAAUAAAAGUGGAGAACCAAAAUGUAAUUCUUGUACAAUUCCUUUUACCACAACCAUAAAUGGUACAAACGAACACACACAAAAGUAUACUUACACAUUUGCUGAUCCUGUACCAGUUGAAGAUAAUAAUAAAACUACUUCUAAACCUAUGUUCAAAAGUGACUUAUCACAAUUUAAAAUGAGUGUAGAUAAAUGGGAAUGUGGAACCUGUUUGGUACGAAAUAAUAAUAGUGAAAAUACAUGCAUAGCCUGUGCAACACCAAAAGUUACAAAUGGUUCCAUUAUAUCUUCAACUCCAGCAACAAAAGCUUUACCAAAAAUUACUUUUGGUCAAUUCCAACCGCCUUCAGGUACUUGGGAAUGUUCAGUGUGUAUGAUACGCAAUAAAAAUGAUCGUAAAACAUGUGAAGCAUGUACUUCGCCAAAGCCAGUACCUAAACAAGAAAAUGGUAUCCAAGGAAGUCAUGACACAAAAUCUGUUGAUAAAUUUAAAUUACCUAUAGAACCACCUAAAUAUCCAGGACUUAAUAACUCCGUAUUUAAAUCAGAUUUAUUGGAAAAGUUUAAACCAGCUAGUGAUACUUGGGAAUGUUCAGUGUGUAUGGUACGUAAUAAAAAUGCAGUAUCAUCCUGUGUUGCUUGUACCACGCCUAAAAAAGAAAACGGUUUUGGCGAUCAAUUUAAGAAGAAAGAUGAUCAAUGGGAGUGUGGUAGCUGUAUGGUAAGAAAUUCUGCUGAAAAAUUGAAAUGCAUUUGUUGCGAUGCUCCAAAACCAGGUUCGAAUUCGUUAAAGAAUGUUCCAAAAGAGACAACGUCGGCGGCCAGUUUUAAUUUUGGAAUUGUAAAUAAUGAAGCAGUAGGAAAAAUGUUUACCUUCAAUAAACCAUUUGAAAAUACACAACCUAAACCUCCAUCACUGACUGGUUCUAUUUUCGGGCAACAAUCUGAAUCAAAAACAGAAACACCGAAAUUUAUUUUUGGUAUAAACCCAACAGAAACAAAAAAAGAAGUUAUUGAACCUUCAAAUAAAGUUGAAAAAUCUGAAGAAAAAGUAGUUACUUUAACGGAAGUAAUCAAACCAAUCGUGACAUCUCCCGAAAUUACUACAAAAUCGGCACCAAUUAUAAAACCAACAUUAAAUGGUGAUAUGAACAAAACUCCACUUUUAUUCGGAAAUGUUUCGAAACCUGCUGAAACUAAACCGACGUUUUCAUUUGGGAUAUCUCCAAAACCAACUGAAACGACAGAAUCGAAAUCAAAUCUACCAGUGGUGUCACAACCAUUUGUAUUUGGUAACGUAACAUCAACACCAUCUACAAGUUUAAUAAAUUUAUCUUCAUCCAUGCCAUCAAUCAUGUCAACAGCAUCUACUUCUGCAAUAGCGACCCCGACACCGCAUUUUGUAUUUGAAAAAUCAGCUGAGAAAUCAACGUUUCGAAUACAACAAACUGAUAAGCCAUCAUUUCUUUCUGUUGACUCACCUGGAAAACCGACGUUUGGUGUAACACAGCCAGUAGAGAAACCAACGUUUGGUGCAACACAACCAGUAGAGAAACCAACUUUUGGCGCAACACAACCAAUAGAGAAACCAACGUUUGGCGCAACACAACCAGUAGAGAAACCAACGUUUGGUACACCAUCAACAGAAAAAUUAACGUUUGGAGUACCACAAACAACCGGAAAACCACCUGUAUUUGGUAUGCAGACGGGAAAUCCAAACUUUGGCGUACAAUCAGCUGGAAAACCAACGUUUGGUGUGCAGCCAACCGAAAAACCGGGUUUGUUUGGGAACGCUUCAAUUAAAGCUACAACUGGAUCAACUAAAUUUGGAUCAUCUGGGGUUACCCCCCAAUCGGGGAUAGGCGGCUUUAAUUUCGGAAGUACACCCGUUAAUCAGACAGCACCGGCUCAAAAUGGAACUUUUUCGUUUGGAAAACCUGCAGCUAAUACGUCGACAACGACGUUUAAUUUCGGGAGUCAACAGAAACCAUUGCCGGGUGUUUUUAAUUUUGGAAGUACUCCAUCUACUUCAACGGCACCGUCAACUUCCGGUGGUUUCAACUUUUCUGCAGCUCCAGAAUUCCAACCAAACUUCAAUUUUACAACUGGAGCCCCACCAUCGGCAUUCAAUUCUCCAUCUACCGGUGGAAAUUCAGUUCAAGAAAGACGCGUAAUUAGACGAGCACUAAGAAGGACGCAGCGAUAGUUGAUCCAUGGAAACCAUUAAAAGUGCAUUGUCUUAUCGCUCCUAUUAUUAAUGUACUAUAAUGUACCGUAAGAGAUUUCUGCUGUUGGUGCAACAAGUAGCCUUAUUUACUCACUAGUGUACUAAUAUUACUCCUCUCUCUCCCAUUAUUUUUUUAUCGCAGAAAACACGUCAAAUUCCGUUUCGUUUUCGUUUGUUCCCCCUUUCUGCGCAAAAAAAUGGGAAAAAUUAAAAAUAUUUAAAUAAAUAAUAGUAAGUAAAAUGAAAUGUGGAUACGUUGAGAGUGAGUAUAAUAUACACACAUACACGUUCGUCCGACUGUGAGUAUUUGUGGCCGCAGCACUCGCCGUUUCGACCUGAUGACCUGUAAUAUAAUGUUGACCACUGUUUUAGAAUUUAUAUUUAUAAUACGAGUAAUGCAGAGUGCGUGCCCAGGCCUAAUAAACAAAAAGUGUUAUUUAAAAAAUGUUCACCGUCGUGUCGGUCGGCAGAAAAAAAAAUGGAGAAAAACGUCGCCCUCUAUCCCUAUCGAUUAAUAACUUUAUAAAAUCGUCGAAGGGGGGCGUCGUUCCUACAAUUAUUUAAUUUUAAGUGUAGGUAAUAAAAAUAAAAACUAAAGAAGGUCUGAUCCAUGGAAUGUAGAAUUUUUUUACUGAACGAUGAAUGCUGUGCGACCCAACGUAAACGUAUAGUUUAAAAAAUAAAAAAAACGUUGGGACGUUCGAGAUGAGAGGAACCCAAUGAAUGCAUAAAUGUAACGUUUGUAAUUGCGACUGCCUAUUUGGCUAUCUUCACUGUGAUAUUCUUAUGGGUCAGGCCCCCUCCCAAGUUGUAUAUAAAUGUAUAAUAAGUUUACUGGUUAACACAGGCAAAACUGAUGUUACAGAUUACACAGUACAUACUUUUUUAUCCAUUAUAAUUUUCACUCUUUCUUUUAAUUAUACCGGUUAUUUAAAUUCUAGAUAUUAUAAAAAAACGUUCUAUUCCUGGUAAAAUGUAAUUAUAAUUAAGCAUAUACUUACAGGGCGAUUUACCAUGAAAUCUCGCAAUUGGAGGUAUUGGACACCAAAAUAUUACAUUUUAACACACCUUAAAAAGUUUAGGAUAUGGAGACGUUCGAAAAUUUGAUUAUUUUUUAGAAAUGAUGAUUUCCUUUUUUACGCUUCAAUCAAGCAAUUAGUUUUUGAAAUAAAAUAAAAAAGAAAAGUAAAAUAAAAAAUUGUCGUUUGUUAUGAUAUGCAUUAUAAUAUAAUAUGUAUAAACGGAAAUAUCUCGAAUUACAUAGUUAACCGUUUUUACAUUGCAGUUUUAAUUAUUUCACAUCCAAAUGAUGUUAAUAUAAUGGAUUGAAAAGAUACCUGUAGUUUCUUCUCCUUGCAUUCUAGGCUGAAGCGUAAAUCCUAGGCCUUUUCCGACUCCUAUGUUUUCAAUUAAAAAAUUUGAUGGGGUAGCGCACCAUAACACUUUAUAAACAAUGAUAUUUAUCAUGUUAAGUUAUUUACAUGGAUAUGUUUAGAGGUGGGACACCUCGUAUGUGUACCCAACGUUUUUGUUAAAUGGCGUAUUUUGUGGUUUAGUACACCUCCAAUUGUUGGGAAAUGCCAUUUCUUACUCAUUUUGUGUUAUAAGUUCUCAUUCUUAAAUUUGCCACGCAAGAACAGUCAUUUCAGAAAAGUAGAAUAAACUGAUUUAACAUUUUUAAAUUAAUUAUUUGAAAGCUUGUUAAAGAUUUUGUCUGUGUCCAGUGAUACUUUUCUUUUAUUCUUUUUUAAGUAGGCUCACUCCUUAUGUUUUUAGGGAAUAAAACAACCCAAGAGAAAAAAGAAAAUAAUGUAAAUAAUUGUACACGGUUGGGAAUAAGUGUAAUUACAUUAAUUACCGCUUAUUUUUUUACUUGUAUCGUCCAAAAUACCCCGCAAUUUUUUUUGUAAUUGUCAAUAUGUUGUGCCAGUUGUUCCUUCAAAUGGAAAGGAGUUAGACUGCUUGUUUAAUUAAUGUAUAUAUAGUUUAUUUACUACUAAAAAAGUAACUCAAUCAACGCUAAAGAAUUCCAUCGCGUUUGAGUGAAAAUUAAUAUAAAAUUAACGAGAAAAAAUAAUUUUUUGUGUGUUAGUGACUGAUGGUGACUCGAUGGAAUUUCAGGCGAUAAACAUUAAUAAUUUAUGUUUUGUCAGUAAUAGAAUGGAUUUUUAGAAUUGGCCUAGUCUAUAUACGCGCCUUAUUAUGUAUGAUAUAAAAAACAACAUGCAAUUUUUUUUUCAAAUCAACCAUUCCUCCUUUUCUUUUAUCAAAUAAAAAUGGCGUAUUUCUGUACAUACUUUUUUCUGAUUGCCCAUAUACAUUUUUCUUUUUGUUAAUUUUGUUAUGGUUAAGUUAAUAAAAGUAAAUUAGUGCGUAAAAA
Molecule: messenger RNA, 6425 nt
Organism: Onthophagus taurus
Lineage: Eukaryota; Metazoa; Arthropoda; Insecta; Coleoptera; Scarabaeidae
Gene: Nup153
Product: nucleoporin 153
Biological process (GO): RNA export from nucleus; protein import into nucleus
Cellular component (GO): nuclear pore
Molecular function (GO): structural constituent of nuclear pore
Source: RefSeq, a predicted model, not a curated record